AUGCGGCUGAGGGAAAAGAGAGUCAAUUGUCCGCCACAUUGUGUGCUUUGCAAUUCAGCAGAUGAAGAUAGCUUGCAUCUUUUCUUUAAUUGUCCUAGUAGUAGCAAUGUUUGGAACUUGUCAAAUCUGUCAAAUGAUGUCAAAAUUGCUGUUACUCAAGGUUUGAACAGCAACGCUGUUAUUUUUCAUCUGCUACAGGUUCUGUCCGCGGAAGAAUCGGCCUUAUUUGCAACUAUUUUAUGGAGCAUAUGGAAACAGCGGAACAACAAGAUUUGGAAUGACGUCACAGAUGCGCAAAACUUUGUCUUGGAGAGAGCAUCUUCUUUGUUGUAUGAAUGGAAUGCAGCUCGAAACGCAAGGUUGAACAACAAUGUUGUUAACAGAGAUGGCAUUUGCAUUCGGGAUGAUGAAGGUGCAUUUGUGAUUGCAAGAACAAAAUGUUUAACUCCAAAGUGUGAUGUGCAUAUUGGUGAAGCAUUAGGUUUGUUGACAGCUCUUCAAUGGGUGCAUGAGUUACAGUUAGGGCCUAUAGAGUUCGAACUUGAUUCCAAAAAAGUGGUUGAUAGCUUUGGAGCUAAUAGGCAUGAUUCGACGGAAUUUGGAGCUAUUAUUAAUGACUGUAAAACUUUGUUUAAUCAUUUCUAUGAAAACUCGAGUGUAGAGUUUGUUCGGAGACAAGCAAAUGGGACUGCCCAUGAAUUAGCAAAGGCGGCCACAUUAUCGACUAAUUUUCAUAUUUUGGUUACGCCACCACAUUGUAUUGAACACAUUUUAAUUAAUGAUAUGCUAUAA
Molecule: messenger RNA, 792 nt
Organism: Medicago truncatula (barrel medic)
Lineage: Eukaryota; Viridiplantae; Streptophyta; Magnoliopsida; Fabales; Fabaceae
Exons: 2
Coding region: 1-792 (263 amino acids)
Molecular function (GO): nucleic acid binding; RNA-DNA hybrid ribonuclease activity
Source: RefSeq, a predicted model, not a curated record